Molecule: messenger RNA, 3207 nt
Organism: Diaporthe amygdali
Lineage: Eukaryota; Fungi; Ascomycota; Sordariomycetes; Diaporthales; Diaporthaceae
Exons: 4
Coding region: 1-3207 (1068 amino acids)
Source: RefSeq, a predicted model, not a curated record
AUGGACCCGGUCAGCGCUCUUGGGGUCGCCUCAGCAGCUGUUGCCUUUAUUGACUUCGCGAUUGGGAUUGUCCAUGAGAUCCACGCAGAGUGUGGUACUGGAAAGAGGCUGACCCAGCGUAGCUUCGAAACUGUGAUCAAUGAUCUUCUGAGUUGGAGUCUUACUUUGGAUCAGGAGCAUGUCACCGAGAACGAUUCUGAUAUACGCGCACUUCAACACCUGCUCUCAGAAUGCAGUGGCACUGCCAGGAAGCUCAUUGAAGCGCUUGAAAAGUUAAAGCCAAAAGAGCCUCAGUCUAAGUGGGACUGUUUCUGCGCGGCUCUGAAGAAUCAUUGGGGUUCCAAACAGCUGGAAGACCUCCGGCAACACAUCGAAAGCUUCAGGUCACAGCUCUCGCUACGAAUGCUUGGAUACAUCAACGCUAAACUCGACACUAGGCAUGCGGCGCAGAAUCGGCAUUUCGACGCUAUGGCCGACCAGAACUCCCAGAUUGUGGACAUGCUGGCGAUCCAUCAGCGACAGCUGGCAACGGCUGCGGGGCAAGGAAUGGUCACUCAGACUGCUGUUUUGGAGGCGCUAGCGAUUUUGAAGAGCGGAGAGAUGAGGCGGCUGCCUGUGGAUGAAGGGAUCCAGUCGGACAAGCCUCGGGCUGGGGUUGGGUUCCAAUUUGAGCCCGGAGUCUCGACCUAUGUACUUUCCAUGGGAAACGGGGUCACGUCCUCGACGGGGAAGCAUGAAGCUGACAUCAACUCUUUGGACAAAGUGAGGCAUAACAUCAUGGGAUUGCUCCAUUUCCAACAAAUUCACUACCGCUUUGAAUCAGUUAAGCCGUCUCACCAAAGGACGCUUGACUGGGUUUUUGGCGGGAAAACGGAGCAGGCCGACGAAGAAUCGACAUUCACUUGGUCCAACUUCGCAACGUGGCUGCGUUCUGGUUCAGGGUGCUACUGGCUGCGUGGUAAAGCAGGCUCCGGCAAGUCGACUCUGAUGAAGUACCUUUACCAAGACGAGAGAACGACCUCGUAUCUCCUUCAUUGGGCUGAGGGAAGGCGACUGGUCAUGCCUGGCUUCUUCUUCUGGUAUCUGGGCACGACCCUACAAAAGUCACAAGCCGGCCUCAUUCGUGCACUUCUAUACAGCAUCCUCCAACAAUGGCCCCCGCUUAUCUUGGUACUCAUGCCAGAGGUCUGUGUGCCAUACGCUCGAGAAGGUAUUUUGUCGCAAGAGGAGCCUGCUUUGGAAACUCUUUGCAACUGGUUCCAAAAGUUGCGGGAAAUUAGAUCGCAGGUCAGUAUCUGCAUCUUCGUCGAUGGCCUAGACGAGUAUGUUGGCGAUCAUUCAGCUAUGGCAGAAUUGUUCCUGGACAUGGCAAAUGCUUGUCCAUUUGUCAAGUUCGUUGUAUCCAGCCGGCCAAUCAACAGCUGCGUGGACGCCUUUCAAAACUCCCCAUCCUUGCGACUAGAACACCUCAACCGGGCCGACAUCAGAACCUACACCGAAGAUACGCUCGGCCCAAAAAUUAAUGUCUACGGCCGCGGAAGGUGCUCAGAGCUCACGGAAGAAAUAGUGAACAAAUCCAUGGGAGUCUUCCUCUGGGUUCACCUUGUGGUUCGCUCCCUCCUCCAGGGUCUCCGUGACGGUGACACAACCUCCGAGCUAGCCACUCGUCUCCGUGACUUACCUUCCGAUCUGGAACAGCUGUACAUACACAUGCUUGACCGCAUUCCCACCGUCUACCAGCCACAGGCCUCACGCAUCUUCCUACUCAUCCUUGCCCGCGACCAGGUCCUCGACAGGCUCCUCGGAGAACGCCGCCAGCGCCUCUCUGUGCUGCAAUUUUCGUACGCCAUCGACGAUGAAGACGUCGAACGCCAACUCGAGGCAGGCCCCACGACUAGCCUCAUGCAAGCGCAACGCGUUGCGCACACCGAUGCACGGAUUCGAAGCCGCUGCUUCGGGCUUGUUGAGGUCGUAUACCGGAAUCGUAGCGGCGCGCCCAUCAUGCACCCGGAGGUACCGUCGUUCUUCGACAACCAGGAUGCGCGGUUCCACUCGGUUGAGUACAUGCACCGUACCGCGUUCGAGUUCCUGACGCAGCGAGAGGUGUACGCCAAGCUGCGCGGGCUACUUGGGGGCCAGGAGUUUGAACCGCUGGGGCGGCUGUUCCGGUCGUGCGUGGCGCUGGCGCGGGCGAUUGAGCCGCCGGUGGUGUUGCAAGGGGACGUGGACGAUGUGACGGUCUGGGGGCGGCUUGUUGAGGGACUGUUGUAUGCUAAGGAGGCGGAGGAGACGGGCCGGCCGCUGGCCAUGGCGGAUUUAGAUUUGCUAGACGCUGCCUAUACGUGGCAGUGGGAGAACUCCGAGAUAUAUUACAAGAAGGUCCUAGACACCUGGGUUUCGAGCCGAAGAGCGGGUCACUGGUUCCGUCGAAUCCCUGAACGCCAUCAGCAUGACAACACGAUCUCCUUCACCGAAACGAUCGCUCAGCAGAGGUUCGACGAUUCGCUAUCGCAAACCCAAAGAGUAUACGUCAACUCGCCCUACGAACUCCCAUAUCGAGACUCCAUUGGCCAGGAGAUGCUCGCCUUACUAGAUGACGAGACGCUCAAUUUGUCGCGAGUGGAAAUCAUGUUCGGCCUACACUCCUGUCUCAGAGACAACUUGCUUCGGCAGCGAAGGGUCGCGGGAAAUGCCGGUGAUAACAAGGCAACGGCACUGCUUCAAUUCUUUGUGCUGGGAAUCUCAGGGACCGUAGUCGGUCUGCAAGAGUUCAUGUCGACAACUCCAGCACCCAUGUGUGAAACACUGCUAUCUGCCGGAGCGGAUCCAAACGGUGGUUGGGCCGGGCCUGGUGGCGGUACUCUGUGGACGCAUCUUCUGUUCUACUAUGCAACCCGCAUUAAGGAUAGUAUAGGUAUACUCGAUAUUGCGACGAUGAAGGCGUUCAUCAGGAAUGGGGCUGACCUCGCUGCCUGCGUUGACUUCCAAGGAACGAGGUUUUCGCCAGUUGGCCUCGUGCGGUCUCUUCUGAAGGACUUCCCACAAUUCGAGGACGAACUCGGAGUAUUACUGGGACUACUCGAGGAGAGCAUAGCAGCUUUGGCGCCUAUUCAGAUUACUGUCUCGGGACCGAUCGAGCAGGCUUGUGCUCCACAGCUCUCGAAAAAGUCUCAGCUCAUUGACGUCUGCGAUCUCGACACCACCUAG